UUGUCCUUCUCUCAAACAUAACGUUAACUUGUAUUUGUGUAGCACAUCUGACGGGCGAAGCUGAUAUAUAUCAUUCAAACCCAUCCGAAACCCUUCAUUGUGUUGCUUGUCAAGUGAUGUUUUCUUUUGACAACCCAUAUUAGCACUGGCACCCCUAGCCUCGAAGCUUAGCUAUCAGGAUGUUUAUCGGAAUUAAUUUUGAUGUGGCUGUCAUUAUAUUUUAAUCCACCCUUAAAACAUUUAGUAUAAUUUAAUACGUUGUAUGCACAAGCGAGGGAAAGUGGAUUGACUACAUUUCAAUGGAGACGCUGUCAAAAACACUCGGUGCUGAUGCUACGCGCGAGAAGGAGCUUUGUCCACCUCCAGCACCCAGGGGAGUAGUAUCUGACAGCAUCUCCCUCCCAUCCUACAGAGAGUAUCCUGCUCACCGUCCCUUCACCAGUACACUUGUGCAUCACACAACCCAAACACGCACACAUCUGUCAUGUCGACCACCAUCACCCAGCAAGGCAUUCCCAGAGACCAACUGUACAGAGAUCCUAUCUGCUCUGAGGAAUCUCCAGGAAAAGAUCAGGAGGUUGGAGUUGGAGAAAGACAAUGGAGAGCUAAGGCUGCACACUAUGGGGAAAGAGGCCUCGUCCACACAUCUGCAGAGUGAUAAAGUCACACAGAAAUUCUUGAAGGAUCCCAAAGACACAGAUAGAGACAGAAAUGGCAAUCAAGUGUUGAUCACCCACCUGGCUGCAGCAGAGUCUCGAUGUGUUAAGCUGGAGCGACAACUGGAUCACAUGAAGAGGAUGUUGCGCAGUGCCAAGGCCGACAGCCUGAUCCAACAGCAGGUUCCCGAUGAGACAGCCAAGUCAGCUGAUCCACAGUGUGACACACAGUCAGAGCGUGCCCAGUUAGAGAAGCUGGACCGACUGGAGCAGGAGUAUUUUAGGCUGACGCGCACCCAAAACAAUGCUACGCUGAAAAUUCGGCAGCUGGAAAUGAAACUCCAGGAGGAGGAGCACCAGAGAAAGCUUGUCCAGGAUAAGGCCAAUCAGGUUCCUCAGCUACAGACAGGUUUGGAGACCAACAGGAUGCUGCUGCAGUCAGUGUCACCUCGCCUGUCUUCCAGUCAGUCCAAAGAGAAAAAGUCCCAUUCAAAGAAAUCUUCACCACAGCAUUCUUCCUUCACACAGCCACACUAUAGGCUGAGCCUUAGGGAUGUACCUUUUGUUGCAGGAACGUCGGCAGGCUGCAGCCACUCGGUCCGAGCUAACGUCCAGUCCGUUUUGUCUCUCCUGAAGCGACAUCAGCCUCAUCUCUGCAACAGCCGUGUCCUCUCUAACAGCUGUGAAACGGGUAGCGGGAGGGAUUCAGAUAGCUUCUUGUCUUCCUCCUCUGGCAGUGGUGAAGAGCUGUCAGAGCUUCUUCAAGCACUUCACGAGGAGCUGCGACUUAUGAGCUUAGAGCAGGAGGAGUUGAUGAGGCAGGUAGAGGCAAGUGUUUCUGACCAGGAAAGAAAAGAACUCCAGCAGGAGCAGGAGAGGCUGCUACUGAAAAUGGAGAGGAAAGGAGAGCAGAUCAGUAUGCUGUACAAACACAAAACACAGAUAAAGAAGUUAAGGAAAGAAGGUAAAUCCAGGCCGAACCGCAGGAAUGAGGUGAGAGUGACGACCACAGUUUCCACCAGGGGUCGCUCUGGUGCAGCAGUCAAUGUGAGACCAGGAGAGAGGAGCCAGAGGAACCUGAGGCUGCUGAGGGACAUGAGGGCUCUGCAGACCUCACUGUGGACCUGAAUCUCACCAGGACUGAACACACACACAGAACCUCAAGCUAAUGUUGUUGGUGCUAUACACCUACCUUUGGUUGUUAUUUCACCUUCCACACAGUCCCUGACAGAUAAACACUAAAGAAUAUCCUUUCAUGAACAUAUCCCUCGUGGAAAAUAUAUUUUUUACUGUUUGAGCAACAUGCAACAGAUCCAAAAAGUGUGGGUUUUAAACCAUUCAGAUGUUUAUACCAUUCCACCACCAAGUGCAUUUUAUCAAAAAAAAAAGGAAAAUGGAGAGCUUUAAUUGACUGAUUCUUUAUAAAUACCUCAGAAGAAACUGUAUUUUUUCAUGAAGCAUGUUUGCUCAAACAUUUGGCUGUAUCAGUUUUCUUUUAAAUGAAGUCCUUCACCAGCAGAGGGCGUAGUAGUUAUAGUUACAGCUGCACUGUCCUAUACUGUAAGUGAAAAUCUACCAAAUAGUGCUGGAAACUAUUAGAUUUUCUUGUAGUUUUUGGGGGAUUGGAAGUACAUUUUACAGUACUGGAUACCCUAGAAAGAAGAAUAUUUUUAGUUUUUAAAAAUAUUUUGUGUUGAAAGAUUCCUGGGUUGAUUAAUAGUUACAGAUCAUAAAGUGGAUGCAGGCACCGCCUCUAGCAGUGUAAAGAAACUGUAGUUAUGAAAUGGUUAAAUCGAUAUGACUGUAUGUGAAUUACCUCAUGUGCUGAAGGACCUAAAAUACACUGUGCUGUACUUGUAUUGCAGUCUCUAUACAGAAUGUGUGUAUGUUGUUGUGAUUAUAACAUUUAUAAAUAUUUAUACAUUAUGCAAGAAAAUGUCAAUAUAGUUGGAAAAUCAUCGGUACAUAUUUUUGAGGGGGGAUUCCAUUUCUCUGAGUUAUAAAGUAUUUAUGUUUGCAUAUGUCUACAGUACUGUUUUGUGUUGUUUUUUGGCUUUGUUUUUAGCAAACAGCAUUAGCACAUUGCAUUUAAUUCAAGAUAUUCCAAUAACCCCCUGUGCCCUUGUACAGUACCUGUACCCUGCUGUGCUCCUGUUGGGCUCUUGGCUUUCACAUAAUUGUCGUUUUUACCUUCGAUGCUGGUAUCAUGGACCACCAUCGAAACUUCAGUAGACAUCAGACCAUAAUAAAAUCAUAAGGAUAAAAACAAAAAAAUAUCUGCAGAUUAUUACUUAACGUUUAUAAUUCAUUAUUUUAUGCAAGACUACAUUUAGCUUUAUACCUUCAAGCAAACCAAUGUAAUUCAUUGUGAGACAAAAGUAAUGAUAGUGUAGGAAACUUGUCAAAUAAAUCUGUAAAUCCAAUAAUUAAUGCAUCACUUUCUGGUGUUUCUUUUUUCCCCCAAAAAUACAUUUUCUGCUUUAAUCCUUUAUUAUGAUACAAAAUGUUUUCCGCCAUCUAAAGGACAGAGAAUCAACAGCUGGUUAUGGGUGCCAUGGAAACCAAUUGAAGCAAAUAGUGAUGGUUAAUGACAAAUGGCUGAUUACAAAUAAAUGAUCAACCAAGGUGCAGUGCAUUUGACUCAUGACAAUGCUCUUGAGCAGCAGUCAUAGAAUAAGAGCUUUUUUGUAGAUGGUAUCAUUCUCCGUGAAUUACAUCAGAUUCUUUGAUCACCGUCUCUGCAUUGUCAAAGUUUCCCUUAAGUAAAGAUGGAAAAUGUUUCUGUAGCAAAUAAAGUGUUACAUUUAUGU
This is a messenger RNA of Eleginops maclovinus (Patagonian blennie), 3466 nucleotides long. It is a transcript of the gene cep57, whose product is annotated as centrosomal protein 57. Gene Ontology annotation, cellular component: centrosome. The transcript has 11 exons. The record is from RefSeq and is a predicted model, not a curated record. Lineage: Eukaryota; Metazoa; Chordata; Actinopteri; Perciformes; Eleginopidae. Gene Ontology annotation, molecular function: identical protein binding; microtubule binding; gamma-tubulin binding. Bases 300 to 1784 code for a protein of 494 amino acids.